AUGGACUAUCCUUCUGCCUUAGCUGAUCUCAUCGGCAAGCUUGCUGAUUUCGUCGAAGAGUCUGAUGAUCCAAUCAAAGAGCCUUCGGAUCCGAAGGGUAUCUUCGCACACGUCAAGUUCGGGGCCGCUGCUGGAGAGAUCUUUGAGAUCCCGGCAAUGUUGUUUGACCGGAGACUUGAAUGGGACACCAAGAUCGUUGUUGCCGUCUCGGAAAGCAAAAAGUCAAUGAUGGACAAGAACCUGAUGCCCAGAGUAGGCGAAAUGGUACGGGCAGCUGUAAGGACUGGACAACCGGUCAGAUCGGAUGUGGUCGUCUAUACGUACGCCGAGCUUUUCACUCUUCUCAAGAGCUUUCGAGACCCGGGUUUCUGGAACCAGGCUUCCCAAAACUUCUGUUUUCCGUUCACCCUGCUCAUGAUAGACGUGGAACCCGACUUCAGUGCGGAAUUUGUCCUGGCACUGAACGCUGCGACCAUCUUCACCAAAACAUUCAAUGACAAUCAGCAGAACCCAAACACCACUUUGAGGCUGACAACCAUGUCGUCUGAUCCCAUCCACCCAUUCAUCUUGAAGUUGUUCCAGCGAUUUCACACAGUCCAGUUCUUUGAACUACCCGAAUAUGAAGACAACUACGCCCCCGAGCUAGUUUAUUCGACGAACUUGAAGACAGCACUGCGCAACAUCAAGAGGUGGAUCAGGGAUCACGACGACAAUCGGAAAAACACCAUCAUCACGUUCUGCGGGGAGGAUAUCAUGCCUGAUGAAUGGCGCGGAGACCGGUUCAUCCAAGGGUUCAGGCAGGUCCAAGUGAUCCACCCCGGGAUUCUAAACCUCAUCAAGGCCAGCAAUGAAGAUAUGCUGGUUUCUUUUCCCGAGACCUUUGAAGCCGACUUCAAACUUGAGUUUUCUGGAAAUCUGCACAUAGUAGGAAGUCUUACGCGGAGACGACGUAUCUUGGAUCGACAGACAGGUCACGAGGUUGAAGCCACACUCAAGCUGUCGAAGCGAGAGCGAGAAGCCCAGAUAUCCGCGGCAUCGUGGUUCGAGAUGGAUGACACGUCCGUACGGUUCUAUGCACCCGAUGAUUACCUAACGUCUCCCCAAUUCGAUUUCCCUCGUCGCAUGAAGUUUGCCUGUGAGCAGAUUGACGGAUUUGUCGCUGCAUGGACGGAUCUGGGAGACUGGCCUGAUGAAACGUUCGAUAUUCUUCACCAUGUCUUGAACAUUGACAACGCGAUGGCUGACGACAAUAUGGACACAAUCCCUUCUGGCACAGCCGCCGACGAUGGUAUUGAUUAUUAUAAUAUUAAUGCUGCUCUCGAUCGAACCUGGAAACGCUUGGAGGUCCAGGGCCUCAUCGGGCUCAAUUAUACAUUUGGUGCAGCCAUCCCUGCCAACCGCGAAACGUUCUUCCACGACCUCAACCAAGUUACAAAGUACAUUGGCAAGGCCGCACAUGCCACGGCACUUGAAUCUACGCCGAAACUCAGUCAGCUCAAGAUGCACCUGCUUGCGGCUCUCUGGGUCGGUAUGAAGCGACUCAUCCAAGUCGACUGGCGAAACAACGGGAAUACCAACCAAGAGGUUCGGAGUCUUAUUGGCUUUAGCAGCACCGCCAAAAUUGCUCGGUACGGCACCCUUUGGUCCAAGCUGGGCUUGAUGGAGGCCCUCUGGGCGAAGCACGGUUCAGGCUUUUGUCCCAAUAGCACUGCGUCACAAAUUAUUGAUGGUCACAUCUCAGCCUCCACGUUGGCGAGGUCAAAUUGGAUGAGUUAUAGGCAGAACAUAUCCGCUUUGGCAGCCCGUGAAGGUGUCGCAAUGCCUUCUGUCGAUGGGUUCUUCCUCAGAGACUUUGAGAUCAGGGAAGACGAGUACGACGCGCUGUGUCGGCACUUCAUGCAAGCGUACUCGAACCAGGUCGCAAUAGUCACGAAACGCGGCAACCGUUUGAUUAUAAACGACUUUGCAUCUGGACAACGGCUGGAUUACACCGCCGAUGUUCUGAAUCUGGUCGAUUGGGCAGAGAUCACUAAGAAGGAGGGAGGCUCUGCUGUGCUUGGGUUCUACACCGCAGCAUCUCGUUACCCGCGGGGGGCCAGAACCAAGAUCUCUGACUGGAACUGGAUCCCCGAUAGGCUCUGGGAAGAAUGGGACAGGACUCUGAAAGCUGCUGUCCAGGUGGGAACAGAAGCCUUCAAGACGCAAGGGGCCAUUGGCCAGCUGAGCCGGGCUCGCAUAUAUCGCCUGAAUCCCGACGAAGUUUGA
Fusarium subglutinans is the source of this 2265-nucleotide messenger RNA. RefSeq lists its product as uncharacterized. Lineage: Eukaryota; Fungi; Ascomycota; Sordariomycetes; Hypocreales; Nectriaceae. Bases 1 to 2265 code for a protein of 754 amino acids. The record is from RefSeq and is a predicted model, not a curated record. The transcript has a single exon.